AAGUGACGUGCACCUCAGAGAAGAAGCCGGAAGUAGUGUGUUGUAAACUCACGUGCACAACAUGAAAAACAUGAAAAACAAAAAAAAGCACAACAAUGUGUCCAAAAAUGCUAAAUUCAAGCCGGGAUCGAAGAAGAGAGAAAACAAAUGCAUCGUAAUGUUCGACGACAAAGACAGACAGGACUAUUUAACUGGUUUCCAUAAGCGGAAGGUGGAAAGGAGGAAAGCAGCAGUGGCAGAAAUUCGGAAGAAAAUCAAGGACGAACAGAUCAGAGUCAGAGAAGAAAGGCACAAGGAAUACUUGAAGAUGCUGAAGGAGAGGAACGAAGCUCUCGAGGCUGCUGAAGAUGACCUGGAAGAAAUGAUAACCAGCACAACGAAGUCUGUGCAGUUCGAUCACCCCAACCACACCGUCACCGUGACAACCAUCAGUGAUCUUGACCUCACAGGGGCUCAUCUGCUUGAACCUGCAGCCAAUCCGGUCAAUGGGGAGGGCAAGGAUGAAGAAAAGGGGGAGGGAGAGAAGGAGAAAACGAUUGCAAUGCCAAGAAAAGCCGGAAAUCCAAUCAUGAACAAAAAGAUCCGCUCCCUGACUUCGUCACUCAGCACUUACACCAGCAAGCGGAAGAGGAAAGGGAAGCAGGAAGGCCGAGGAGGACGAGGCCGCACGACAGACAAGAGACUUGGUGGCACAGAGGGUAAAAACAGAGCCGGGAGGACCAGCAAGUAUCAGAGACGCCGAAAGACCGGGAAAAGGGUGCAUUGUCAGGACUGAGAGGCCGUGCGGAAAUAAAUAACUGUGAAGAUACUUGACUUCUUGUGUUUUCUUGAGUCUCACAGGCAAACAAAUUGGACUUUGGAGUAUUUAUGCUCCUGUGUUUCAGCAGGACGUGUGUAUGCUGAGAAGUUUGUCAAAUAAACACAAGCCGACGUGGAUGCUUAAGUGUCGGAACCGUGUUGGGGAGUCUGUCGUGACAUCGCUCAAUAUUUCCACAGCACCUGCCUCUUGAAAUCUUGUGUUCAGAUUUGUACAACUUUUAAAGCAGAACUGUUUUUUUUGUAGUGUUAUUUCUUAAAAACAUGUACAACCUGUGCUGUAUUUACCUAUAUUUUCAUUAAAUAAAAGAUUCAUCUUGCUGGUGACCUCGUGAUGCAUCCAC
This is a messenger RNA of Morone saxatilis (striped sea-bass), 1160 nucleotides long. It is a transcript of the gene nol12, whose product is annotated as nucleolar protein 12. NCBI's taxonomy places the organism in Eukaryota, Metazoa, Chordata, Actinopteri, Moronidae. The record is from RefSeq and is a predicted model, not a curated record. Gene Ontology annotation, cellular component: nucleolus. The transcript has 6 exons. Bases 62 to 775 code for a protein of 237 amino acids. Gene Ontology annotation, molecular function: RNA binding.